AUGGACUCCUUCGCGACCACUGCCAGUGCCCAGCCGACUUCUCUAGCGUCUCUAUCUCACCUUGUAGAGAGCACAUUUGGUGCAUAUCUCUUUGGAACCAGUGCUAGCCUGAUAUUAUACGGUAUCAGUCUGUGCCAGUUCCGUCGCUAUCUUUGCCUAUACCCUACGGAUGCGUCGUACAUCCGUGCUAUAGUAUUCGCUGUCAUGGUCUUGGAAAGUGUACACACUCCUAUGCUUAUGCAUACCUGUUACUACUUUCUAGUCUCAAAUUACGCCAACCCGCAGACGUUCAAUUCGCCGCCCUGGUCCCUCAAGAUUGCACCCACCCUCGCAGCUGUGAUCACGUUUACCGCACAGGUAAACAACGUAGGCAGCAUCACUGCCUACAACCGUUCCAACGAAUGGCUUUUCUCCGCUCCAAUCCUUCCUGCCUCUGUCGCUGACGGCUUGCUUACGAGCGCUAUCAUCAUCGGCCUACGCCGCAGUCGCGAAACUUCCACACGCGCUCAUAGCGUUUACGAGCUUUUCAUGCUCUACGUGGUGAACAGCGGUUUAUUCACGACUCUCGUCAGCAUCGUGCCCUAUGUAGUGGGCGUGGUCAUGCCCAAAACGUUCAUUUGGGCUGCGGUCAGCUUCGUUCCCACUCGACUCUACGCAAUGACACUGCUUUGCGUCCUGAACUCUCGGAAGCGCCUCGCCGGUCGUGGACUGGAGAUAUUCGGGAAGGAUGUCCCUAUGCGGAGUAUCAUCGCCCGCGCCAACCACCUCGCGGCGGUCGAGCAAUGGAACGCGCCCGCGCUGCCCGACAGGGCGCCAACGAAGAUCGCUAUCAGCAUUUCGGCGGAGACGGAGUCCGACGUGCCCGACACAGCGUUGAUCCAGAAAUGCCACUCUGAAGACCACCUUACGGAGUCGAUGAAAACUCGAGGAGUCGCUCGCGGCGACUCCUCGUGAUGCGACUCGGGUAGGCGUUGGCUCAGCGAACAUUGUGUAUGUUCGGUGUGUCUUCCUUGGAACCUGUACUAUCAGUCUCUAUCCUUCGCUCUGAGGUCGUGUACUCCGUAUGUAUCUAACUUCUGGACCUGACAGUGUACUUCAAUCGAGUAAUUUCU
Trametes versicolor FP-101664 SS1 is the source of this 1112-nucleotide messenger RNA. RefSeq lists its product as uncharacterized. The coding region runs from base 1 to 954 and encodes 317 amino acids. NCBI's taxonomy places the organism in Eukaryota, Fungi, Basidiomycota, Agaricomycetes, Polyporales, Polyporaceae. The record is from RefSeq and is a predicted model, not a curated record. The transcript is spliced from 16 exons.